Metopolophium dirhodum (rose-grain aphid) is the source of this 549-nucleotide messenger RNA. Its product is annotated as protein Mpv17-like. Lineage: Eukaryota; Metazoa; Arthropoda; Insecta; Hemiptera; Aphididae. The coding region runs from base 1 to 549 and encodes 182 amino acids. The record is from RefSeq and is a predicted model, not a curated record. The transcript is spliced from 3 exons. Gene Ontology annotation, cellular component: cytoplasm; membrane.
AUGGCAGCAAUAAUUAAUUUCUACAGAUCCUGCAGCCAGAAAUAUCCAAUACGGACCAAUCUUGUUCAAACAGGAAUUAUGUUUGGUCUCAGCGAUUUAAUUGCUCAGAGCACGGUUGAAAACCGUAAACCGGAAGAUAUCGAUUGGUUACGUACAGUGCGCUACGCGUCGAUCGGUUGUGCGCUUGGACCAUCACUUACCAUGUGGUAUAGAACGUUGGACAGAUUGGGAACCAAAAUAACAGUACCGAUAGUGACUAAAAAAAUAUUAGUCGACCAAUUGGCUGCAUCGCCAAUUAUUACUGGAUCUAUAAUGACUAUGAGCAGAGUGUUUAGUGGCGACGAAUGGCCACAGAUACAAAAGAAACUAGAAGAUAACUAUGUGAAAGUUCUGCUCACCAGUUAUACGAUUUGGCCAGCCGUACAAGUAUUGAAUUUCACCAUUAUUCCACAACAUUACAGGGUCUUAACCGUACAAAUAGUGUCACUAGCUUGGAAUACAUACCUCUCGUUCAUGAGUGUCGGUGGUGAAAAAUCACAAGAACCGUAG